CCCUCAACCGUGACUGUGACUCGCCCAAGGGCAGACGAGCCAAUUUGAUCUAGACCGGGCAUCCGACAAACCUCCAUACCCGAAAUAUCGACAUCUCUUAAUUAGACUAGAUCUUGCCUGUCCCUGACAGGACCCUGAGCUGUCAAUCCUGCACAGCAGUGACAGCAUCUUCACACCUCCUCUACCUAUUCCUCCUUUAGCCCCGACGCAACGUCGCCAUGACCGCACCGGAAGAUGAUCCCCAGCACCAGCAGCAGCAGGGCCAAUCGAACGGCGAGGUUCGGAGUGAGGCCGAUCUAGCACAGGCAUACAAGGAAAUCAUGCGCGGGGAGCAAGCCGCGACUGCCAUGGAGAACAACCUGAGUAACCUGGAGAGCAAGCUUGACGCCAUACUCGCCGCCUUUGACGCGGCUGAUGUCGAAAAGGCCACUGGCGAGAACAAGCAGUCCUCUGACGGCGCACGUGCCGGCAUCGCCGACAAGAAAGAAGAUGAACAGCCUUCAGGUUCAAGCAAAGAGACCAAGGCGGAGUGAUAUACGUCCACGAUGGGCUGGCUGGCUUGCUUUGACCGGCAAGGGGUAGGACAAGGGGCGUUCCGGAUUCAUGUAGUAUUGGGAAGCAGCAGCACACAUCGU
This is a messenger RNA of Emericellopsis atlantica, 635 nucleotides long. RefSeq lists its product as uncharacterized. Bases 219 to 533 code for a protein of 104 amino acids. The record is from RefSeq and is a predicted model, not a curated record. The transcript has 3 exons. NCBI's taxonomy places the organism in Eukaryota, Fungi, Ascomycota, Sordariomycetes, Hypocreales, Bionectriaceae.